UCAUUACUAAAUAAGACAGGGAAUCAAGUGGGGUUAUGGUAUGCACAUUAUUGCGGCUCCUAAUGAUCAAAAAAUAUAAAAAAAUCAUUUAAAGCAGUGAACAUUAUUUCAAAGACUCUUUGAGCAACGCAAGAGCUGCUAAAUUUAUGAAAAUGUCUUUAUCACACGUAGUCCUUGACAGUAAAGUGUACACUCCUGAGACAAAGACAAGCAAGAUAUGCUAACACCUUUAAUUUUCAGAUCUCAACAACAUGUGAACACAGGAAAUCCUAUGAUAAUUUUAGGCAGAAUUAACCAUUUAGCUUCCGCGAUUAGACGUAAAGAUACUCCCUAAGUAUGGAAUCUGAACCCGUUACGAAUCUUACAACCUCUAAUUGUCACAAGAAAGACCAUACCCACUAUACUGAAUGUUACUCUCAAAAGAUCACUCUCUUUAUAUGCUCACAACACUAAAUUUAAUUAAGGCCUCACACAGCACAGUGCUAAUACAACUGAUUAACCUUGUCAGUCAAACCAGUGCAUGCAAAAACAGCUCUUAACAAGGCAGGAAGGGUCUUUUAUGAAAAACAAUAACGAACUAUAAUCAUAGUACAAUCAUGAAGGAUAGACUGAUGGAGUAACAAACCAAUCCAAUCACUGAAUGAAGAAGAUAUGACAAGCCAGAUAAUUCUAACGAACAUAAUACUGUGACAUUUUACAAUCCUUUGUUUCAUUGCUGCAGGUUGUGCAUGACACUCAAUAUUAUGCUGAAGUGGGAUAAAAGCAAGGCAUUUUACAAACAGUUCUUAACACUUUGCCAGGAUAUAUUUGUACCUAAACCCCUCGAUAUUGAAGCCUCUAAGAUUUUAAUAUGAUCACAACACUAACGCAAAGCUCAAACAGACUAUAUUUCAUCUAACCCAUUGUCUCCGCAUAAAAACGAUUUCUAUAAACUAGUGAAAAUCCACAUAAGAUCCUUCAACUUAUACGCGAGGGUGAAAUACAUUCCAUUACAUCUGGAUUGAAACUUGAGAACCUCGAGAACUAAAAGACAUACAAAGUAUUGUUUCUGAAUCAUAAUCCAAUCUCCCGUCAAAAUAAAAAUAGAUAAAUAAAUAAAUAAAUAAAUAAAACAUAAUCCAAUCACAUUAUCCCACAAAUUGUCACAAUUUAUUCCUCUUUAUCUGAUAAUUAGCAAAACCGAUAGACUCGUUUUAGUGGAGUUUAAAAUUGGACAGCAAGUAUCCAACCCCCAUGGAAGCCUUCAAUAUGGAAGAAAGUAGGCAGAAGUUCAAAAAACAUCAAAACAAUAACUCAAACCAUUAGUUUGGGGUUGAUAAAAAUUGAACUAUCAGUUUCAUGGCUGAAUGACUGAGACGUAAAGUAACAUUACAUAUCAGCAGAUACGACUGAAACAAAGUCUAUAGAAAACAAACACUGGUAGAUUCACAACUAAUCAGACUUAUAUGGUGACCAGAUCACGUCAACUGUAACUCUUGCAAUACUGAAAUAAUGUAGCCAUCACAAAUGUGCAACAAAUCUCUUGCAAUCACAAUUUAUACACCCCAAACAUUUUCUUAUCCCAACAAUGGCCAGAUAACAAAAUCCAUAAUAAAUAAACAAAUAAUAUAUCAGCUAAGAUUAUACCAACAAUAUCUCCACUACAUGAUUCGAGAAAUGGCAAUAAAUGAGAAAGAUAAUAGUUUUAAAAAAAAUAAUAAUAAUAAAAAAUUAUAAAAGUAAGGUGACCCUCUUUUCGCACAAGCCCAGCCAAACAUAUAGAAUCUGAAAGUUCAAAGGUAUCAUAUUGAUGCCUAGUGCUAUUGAAAUUUUGUUACAUUAAAAAUCGACCAAAAAGAUGAGUACACAUAACCCAAGUUUUAAGAUUGUUUAUUUUACCUUAGUAAUUACUUUUAAUAUUUUUACUCAAUUCGUAUUUUAACAACUUAACUAAUUUCUUUUGCUAAAAUUUUCUCAAACCUUCAUGUGUUUUUUACCACUUCUUUAAAACUUUCUUGAAUUUAAAUCUUGGUUCUCUUUUCAAACCCUCGUAAAAUUUACUUAGAUGCUCUUUCUUUUUCUCACUUUACACCUUUUUUACAAACUUUUUCAACUAAUUAUCUUGCUAUGUCCUCUUUUCUUUAUCGAACGGUUACUUAUGAUGAUUCAUAUUAGCCAAUCCCAAAUAAUUUCAGGACUAAGGCUUUGUUGUUGUUGUUUAUAGAAAUAUAUACGUCCGCAUGGUAAUACUCGCGGUUGACUGCAUAUUCAAAGACAGUAAACCCUCAAGUAGCUAAGAGUAUUACCUGUGUACCAGCUACUAACUACGACUUAGUAUUUCCCUGAGAGCAUUGAGCUGUCCAAUAACACCAAAAUAGAAUCUCUUACUCCAAAUAAACAAAUCAUGUACACAGACAGAAAAGUCAAACAACCAUUCCCCCAAGCACUCCCAGAGAAAAGCCAAUAAAUAUGCCCUUUUGUCACAUGAAAGGUGCUAAAUUCUCUUUCCAAAUUUCUCCCUACACCACUUUCAAUAUUUCACCUCACUCUUACUACUUCAACCAAGAUCUUCUGCCACACUAAUUCUGUUUCAUCUCAACUAUUAGCUAAAAAUCAACACACACAUAAAUGGAUCGGAACCGAUUAACGUCCCAAAGUCUUACAGCAGAAGAGUACACUAAACUGGAAGAUGUCAUAAGCACAUGCCACAGUGCUAAUUUGCCUCCAAACAAAUGCACAUCUUUAAUAAUCCAACGCAUAAACGCACCGGCAAACGUUGUUUGGCGGUAUGUCCGAGCCUUUGAUAACCCUCAAGCUUACAAGUAUUUGAUCAAGAGUUGCACAAUGAGGGGUGAUGGAGGGGUAGGUAGUGUGAGGGAUAUAACAGUAAUCUCAGGACUUCCUGCAGAGAGGAGCACUGAGAGAUUAGAGAUGCUUGAUGAUCAGAGACGUAUACUAAGCUUCAAGGUCCUAGGGGGUGAACACAGACUUAUGAACUACUGCUCUGUCACAUCAGUAAAUGAAAUAAACCACACGGGGAGGGUUUACACCAUUGUCUUGGAAUCCUACACUGUAGAUAUACCAGAGGGGAACACAGCAGAAGACACAAAGAUGUUUGCUGAUACUGUAGUAAAACUAAAUCUUCAAAAACUAGCCGAGGUAUCAGAGAUGACAGCCUCUUGAAAGCAGAAGAUCAAUGGGUGUUGAGUGCAAAAUUGUUGAAUGGCUAGGUCUAAAGCUGGAUUUUGACUCUAUCAGAGAUUUUUCUCUUGUUAGUGGGAAUGCUGUUACAUCUUGUAAGUUGAAUUUUUCCGCACUGUAUUAGAUAGUUGUUUUAAGCAUGCUGAUUGGUUGAAAAGUAAAUCUCUGGUGAUCCAGAAUACUCUAUUUUUAUGGACAUAACCAAUUUGAAUUAAGACGGUUCUCUAAAAAAAAGAAGUCAAAGAGUCUAGGCUGGAUGUCUUAGUGAUCUCGAAACCCUUAAAUUACUCAGCUAGCAGAUACAAAACUAGAUUGAGAUGUGCUUGCUUCUCAUACACAAUUAGCCUUUGCGCUAAAAAAAGGUUCCUCAUAACUAGCAGCAUUAGGUCAGUUGACUGCUUCUAGGAAGGUUUUUCAGCAAAAUAGGAUAUCAUUAUAUAUGAAUAUACCUCAACUAUCUACCAUAUAAUACUAUUUCCUAAAGUUAUAAUAUGAUUAACCCUUGGCAAAAGAUUCAAGGAAAACAUGAUCAAUAAUUUAACCCAGCUUGGAUGAUCAAGGGCUUUCAUAACUGAACACAUGAUCACAUUAUAAUUUUAAUAUUUAUUUUUUACUUAUUCAAAUUGACAAUAAUUAGUUCG
This is a messenger RNA of Chenopodium quinoa (quinoa), 3821 nucleotides long. Its product is annotated as abscisic acid receptor PYL2-like. Gene Ontology annotation, cellular component: cytoplasm; nucleus. The record is from RefSeq and is a predicted model, not a curated record. NCBI's taxonomy places the organism in Eukaryota, Viridiplantae, Streptophyta, Magnoliopsida, Caryophyllales, Amaranthaceae. The coding region runs from base 2608 to 3162 and encodes 184 amino acids. Gene Ontology annotation, molecular function: abscisic acid binding; signaling receptor activity; protein phosphatase inhibitor activity. Gene Ontology annotation, biological process: abscisic acid-activated signaling pathway. The transcript has a single exon.